AUGUCUCGUGCUCGCAUCAAACCUCGUAUCAAAGACCCUGGCGUCCCCAUCAACACUGACGGCAUGACCGACCGCACGGUCGACGCAUACGGCCACCCGCGCGAGGGCGAGAGCAGUAAACAUCCCUUGGCGCGCGCCGACGCGGCCAGGCGCGACAACGCCGACAACGCCGCCAACGAGUCACCACCCCCGUCGCCUCAGCCGCAGGUACCCAGGAAGCGUCCGCAGAUCGUCACCACGGCCCAGGUGCUCGAGUCGGCCAGGACGGGACGGCCGCUUCUUGGCCCCCAAGCGGGUCGUGGUGUGCCGGCCAAGAGCAAGGUCAGCAAGGUUAGCAAGCCCAGCACGGUCACCAAGGCCGGAACGGUCAGCAAGCCCAGCACGGCCAGCAAGGUCAAGGCAAAGGACAAGGGAAAGGGAAAGGGAAAGGCGGUGGUCAGGACACCCGCUGGCAAGGAGAACGAGCCUCCUCAGACACAAGCUCAGACUCAGGCCAAGCCCAAGCCAAAGGUCAAGUCCAAGACCAAGACCAAACCCAAGCAGGAGCCCGAGCCAGUGGCCAAACAGGAGCCCGAGCAGGAGCCAACGGCAGAGCAGCUUCAGCCCCAGCCCGAGGUCGCACCCACCAAGGCGCAGAUCGAGGACAUCGAGAGCGAGAUGCGCCUGGAGUACCUGAAGCGCACAGCGCUCAUGGCGGAGCAGCUCAUCGGCAUGGCACAGAGCCUCAUGGCUCCCGACGAGACUCGCGGUGUUGUCGGCCACAUCCACGAGGCGCUGGAGCGCAAGCCCGACACAUGGCCGACGAUCCUCACCAUGGUCAAGCUGCAGAUCAAGGAUGACAAGACGUUUGGCCAUUUCAUCACUGGUGUCCUCAAUACGGAUGUCCAGGCCAUCAGCGUGGCUGUCAUCUUUACGGUCCUCUGGUUCCUCGAGACCCACAUGGGCAUGGAGCCCGCGGACAUUCACGGCGUGCUCGAGUACAUGCGCAUGGGAUACCAAGACGACAAGGACUACACGCACCUCGCGGACAUGGGCGGUGCCGAGCUCGUCGACCGCGCUUUUGUCCAGGCUCGCCGCCGUACCAAGUCAAUGACGGAGGCGGAAGUCGCCAACAACAGCAAGAAGGGGGAGGACCAGUCGCAGGUCGACUUGGUCUCGAGUGAUGUGGACUAA
Messenger RNA from Apiotrichum porosum, 1173 nucleotides. RefSeq lists its product as uncharacterized. The coding region runs from base 1 to 1173 and encodes 390 amino acids. Lineage: Eukaryota; Fungi; Basidiomycota; Tremellomycetes; Trichosporonales; Trichosporonaceae. The transcript has 7 exons. The record is from RefSeq and is a predicted model, not a curated record.